Molecule: messenger RNA, 1143 nt
Organism: Morchella importuna
Lineage: Eukaryota; Fungi; Ascomycota; Pezizomycetes; Pezizales; Morchellaceae
Exons: 5
Coding region: 1-1143 (380 amino acids)
Source: RefSeq, a predicted model, not a curated record
AUGAAGGACCAAAUCCCAACAGGCUCAUAUGUCAUCCGCAACAGGCAAACCUCCACAGUCAUCCACGUCGACAACCCCAACACCACCAAUGCCUCGCUGAACAAGAAAUGGAGCGUUGUAGCCUGCGAGCAGAACGAGUCCAGGUAUCCCGAGCAGCAGGUCUGGUGGAUCGAGCCCAUCCCAACCAGCGGUGACGAUGAUGGAGAGGCUGUGACAUAUUCCAUCACGAACUGCGCGACGGGGAGGUGCCUGGAUGCGAAUCUGGGGGGUGCGAAUGCUUAUUUCAUGCCGAGACAUGAAGUUACGAAGGGUGAAUGGCGGCUUGUGGCCUACCAGAACAGCGGAGCGCCAUGGCAGAAAUGGAGGAUUGAGAAUGUGUCGGAUGAUAAGGACGAGCCCUACUACCGCAUCGUCAACGUCUGGAACAACGAGCUCCUCUCCAUCGCCCGCUCAGGCGCCGAAGCCGGCGAAUCCGGGCCCCGCUGCAACAUCGGCAAGGCCGAAGCCACGCCCAUCAAGACCUGGGAACUCAUCGUGCCCAUCGUCGCCUUCCCGCCCGGCUGGUGCCGCAUUCAGAACUGCGAGACCCUCGACCUCCUCAGCCAGUCGUAUCUCUCGGGCCCGCCCGUGCUGCUCAAACCCUCGGCCGCCAUCCCGCCACCGCAGCCGCAGUCCCGCGAGAGCUGGACAGACCAGUGGGUCCUUGCGCACACGAGCUACCUGUUCCCGGACUUCAAGAUCACCACGGGGGCCAACACGUGGUGCGUGCGUAACCGCCUCACCGGCGGGUAUCUGGGGUGCGUGUAUGCCGACAGGUAUCCGUUCAUUGGCGGGCAGUGUAGUGUGUCGGCGAAUGACUGGGACCUGACGGAGGACGAUAUCGCGGCCCAUACGUGGAAGCUGGAGAUUGAUCCGGGCUGCACGAUGAAUUGGAAGCUGAUACACCAUAAGACGGGGUGUCUGCUGGAGAAGGGAGUGGCGGUGGUGAGUGGUGGGGUGGAGGUGCUGUGUAGGGAUAGGAAGUUUACGAGGGGGAAUAGGCAUAAGACGUGGAUGUUGAUAUCGCCGGUUGUUGAGAGCGAUGAAGCGGAGGCACCACCGGAAUAUGAAAUCCAGGCCCAUCAACCUGUGAGGGCGCCAUAA